This is a messenger RNA of Closterium sp. Yama58-4, 1206 nucleotides long. NCBI's taxonomy places the organism in Eukaryota, Viridiplantae, Streptophyta, Zygnematophyceae, Desmidiales, Closteriaceae. The record is from the annotation of a GenBank genome assembly.
AUGUCGGCGGGCAAGCGCUAUCGCGCGGAGCCCUCGCGGAAGACGGUGCUGCUGGAGGUGGGCGAGUCGCUCCGCCAGGCCAGCCGCACGGGGGAAGCUGGCAGUGGGGGAAUCGGCCGCGGAGGGGCUCCCGCGGGCCGCUCUCUCGGCCGUGCGGGUGGCGGCGAGCGGAAUGCGACUCUGAGCUCGCCGCCAGCAGUGGAGGCCUCCGCGGAUGGGGCAGGCCCCACGGGCGAAGCACGUGAGCUGGAGCGCGGGGAAUGGCCGCGGCAGGCGGCGCUGAACGCGGAGACGCGCGCUAGGAGCGGGCCGGCGGCGGGCGUGGGGGGAAGGGGGAGCGGAAGAGGGGUAGGCGGCAGGAAGGGGGCGAGAGAGGACGCGCGGAGAGCGGGGUUAGCGGGCGCGCGGGGCGGUUCCGGGAUGGGAGGGGCCAGCGCGGCAGCAAGGGGGUGGGCGGGCGACGCGUCGCUGGAGCGGCUGCAGCGCGAGGCGACGAGCUACAGGCUGUGGGGCGCAGGAGGGACAGCUGGCGCCACGUCAGCAGCAGCAGGGGCGGCGGACGCCGACGCAGCACAGCCCGCCACGCCUCCACCAAAACUACCAGAGCGGUUUGGAUCGGUGGAGGAGUAUGUGGGGGCGUUUGAGCCGCUGCUGUUUGAGGAGGCGCGUGCCCAGGUGGCCAGCAGCUGGGAGGAGGUGGAGGGCGGCGAGGGGGGCGGCGGAAGCGCAGGGGGGAGCAGCGCGGGCGUGGCAGUGCGCGUGGCGUCGCUGGAGGCCACCCACCGAGGUGAGGCCACCCAGCGAGGUUGGCACGAGAUGCUGCUACAGCCACUCGCAGAGCAGCAGCAGCAGGGGGGGCGGAGGGCGGGGUGGAAGGAGGGCGAGUGGAAGGACGGCGAUGUGGCUGUGCUGUCCACUGCACGGCCAGCGGCGAGCGAUGAAGACCAAGCACACCCACCCCAGCAGCUGCGCAUAGCUGGCAUGGGGCGGCGCUGCUACGAGCCCAUGCAGGACGACCGCGGUGCCGCCCGGGCCACCAUCAUUUUCACCUUCCACGAGUCCGCCCUGCCGCCCGACGAGCCUGUGUCUCUCCUGAAGGAGGUCAAGAGCAGGAACCUUCCGUGCACUUUCACGCCAGUGACAUCGCUGACGACAGCGCAGAGGGAGUUCUCCUCCCUGCACUCCGUGGCGCACCUGCAGCCGCAG